AUGUGUAAGUUACACGUUAUAUACAUUGCUUUUGUCAUCACAAGCAUUUAUCCAGAAAUAGCAUUUGCAGUUAAUGAUGAGCCAGAACUCUCUACGACUCCAUCAGGUGUUAAAAAAAACAAUAAUCCAGAAGAUAUAAAAGCUGCUCCAAUUGAAGGUAACUUAAAAUUAUCUAAAACCAAAAGCAAAACGCAAAAGAAAACAGUAGAUGCAAAGAAAUUUAAAACUAUUAAAUUAACUAUUCUUAAGGGUGACCAUGAUAUAAAACCGUACUCUAGUACCCCUAGAUUAAUUACCAGAAGGGAUUUUAAAAAGUAUGGCUACGUGCCUAUUAGUGAAGACCUAUUAGCGAAGACCAAAUUCUUGCCCAAUCAUCACAUUGUCAGAAAGAAUUUAGACAACAGCGGAUUACCUCUUUUAGAAGACAAGUUCAAAUCUUUACAAAUGCUAUUGUAA
Molecule: messenger RNA, 456 nt
Organism: Arctia plantaginis
Lineage: Eukaryota; Metazoa; Arthropoda; Insecta; Lepidoptera; Erebidae
Source: the annotation of a GenBank genome assembly